UGAGCCGGUGGGUGAGCGGCGGCCACGGCAUCCUGUGCUGUGGGGGCUACGAGGAAAGAUCUAAUUAUCAUGGACCUGCAACAGUUUCUUAUGUGCCUGUCCCUGUGCACAGCCUUUGCCUUGAGCAAGCCCACAGAAAAGAAGGACCGUGUACAUCAUGAGCCUCAGCUCAGUGACAAGGUUCAUAAUGAUGCUCAGAGUUUUGAUUAUGACCAUGAUGCCUUCCUGGGUGCUGAAGAAGCAAAGACCUUUGAUCAGCUGACACCAGAAGAGAGCAAGGAAAGGCUUGGAAAGACUGUAAGUAAAAUAGAUGACAACAAGGACGGGUUUGUCACUGUGGAUGAGCUCAAAGACUGGAUUAAAUUUGCACAAAAGUGCUGGAUUCACGAGGAUGUAGAGCGACAGUGGAAGGGGCAUGACCUCAAUGAGGACGGCCUCGUUUCCUGGGAGGAGUAUAAAAAUGUCACCUACGGCUGCGUUUUAGAUGAUCCAGACCCUGAUGAUGGAUUUAACUAUAAACAGAUGAUGGUUAGAGAUGAGCAGAGGUUUAAAAUGGCAGACAAGGAUGGAGACCUCAUUGCCACAAAGGAGGAGUUCACAGCUUUCCUGCACCCUGAGGAGUAUGACUACAUGAAAGAUAUAGUAUUGCAGGAAAUAAUGGAAGAUAUAGAUAAGAAUGCUAAUGGUUUCAUUGAUCUAGAAGAGUAUAUUGGUGACAUGUACAGCCAUGAUGGGAAUACUGAUGAGCCAGAAUGGGUAAAGACAGAGCGAGAGCAGUUUGUUGAGUUUCGGGAUAAGAACUGUGAUGGGAAGAUGGACAAGGAAGAGACCAAAGACUGGAUCCUUCCCUCAGACUAUGAUCAUGCAGAGGCAGAAGCCAGGCACCUGGUCUAUGAAUCAGACCAAAACAAGGAUGGCAAGCUUACCAAGGAGGAGAUUGUUGACAAGUAUGACUUAUUUGUUGGCAGCCAGGCCACAGAUUUUGGGGAGGCCUUAGUACGGCAUGAUGAGUUUUGAGCUGUGGAGGAACCCUCAUUUCCUCAAAAGUAAUUUAUUUUUACAGCUUCUGGUUUCACAUGAAAUUGUUUGCGCUACUGAGACUGUUAUUACAAACUUUUUAAGACAUGAAAAGGCAUAAUGAAAACCAUCCUGUCCCCAUGCCUCCUCCUCUCUGAGGGACUGGAGGGAAGCCGUGCUUCUGAGGAACAACUCUAAUUAGUACACUUGUGUUUGUAGAUUUACACUUUGUAUUAUGUAUUAACAUGGCGUGUUUAUUUUUGUAUUUUUCUCUGGUUGGGAGUAUGAUAUGAAGGAUCAAGAUCCUCAACUCAUACAUGUAGACAAACAUUAGCUCUUUACUCUUUUUCAACCCCUUAUAUGAUUUUAAUAAUUCUCACUUAACUAAUUUUGUAAGCCUGAGAUCAAUAAGAAAUGUUCAGGAGAGAGGAAAGGAAAAAAAUAUAUGCUCCACAAUUUAUAUUUAGAGAGAGAACACUUAGUCUUGCCUACCAAAAAAUCCAACAUUUCAUAGGUAGUAGGGGCCACAUACUACAUUCAGUUGCUAUAGGUCCAGCAACUGAACCUGCCAUUACCUGGGCAAGGAAAGAUCCCUUUGCUCUAGGAAAGCUUGGCCCAAAUUAAUUUUCUUCUUUUUCCCCCUGUAGGACAGACUGUUGCCUAAUUUUGUCAAGCACAGCUGUGGUGGGAAGAGUUAGGGCCAGUGUCUUGAAAAUCAAUCAAGUAGUGAAUGUGAUCUCUUUACAGAGCUAUAGAUAGAAACAGCUGGAAAACUAAAGGAAAAAUACAAGUGUUUUCAGGGCAUAUAUUUUUUUCUGGGUGUGCAUCUGUUGAAAUGCUCACGACUUAAUUAUUUGCCUGUUGAAAUCACUGUAAAUACCCCCAUCCGGUUCCUCUUCUUCCCAGGUGUGCCAAGGAAUUAAUCUUGGUUUUACUACAAUUAAAAUUCACUGCU
Molecule: messenger RNA, 1972 nt
Organism: Pongo pygmaeus (Bornean orangutan)
Lineage: Eukaryota; Metazoa; Chordata; Mammalia; Primates; Hominidae
Product: calumenin-like
Exons: 1
Coding region: 70-1017 (315 amino acids)
Cellular component (GO): endoplasmic reticulum
Molecular function (GO): calcium ion binding
Source: RefSeq, a predicted model, not a curated record